This is a messenger RNA of Rotaria sp. Silwood2, 2553 nucleotides long. The record is from the annotation of a GenBank genome assembly. Lineage: Eukaryota; Metazoa; Rotifera; Eurotatoria; Philodinida; Philodinidae.
AUGGCUGUUGUUGGUCUUGAUAUGGGUAAUUUUUCAUCAUACAUCGGUGUUGCUCGCGCCGGUGGUGUUGAAAUAAUAGCAAAUGAAUAUUCGGAUCGUCUUACACCAACGUCUAUAACAUUUAAUAAAUCGACUCGUUCAAUGGGUCAAUCAUCAAAAGCAAUGGAAGUUACACAUGCAAAAAAUACAAUUUGCAAUUUUAAACGAUUAUUAGGUCGAAAAUAUCAAGAUUCGUAUGUACAACAAGAAAAAGAAUUUAAUGCAUAUGCAAUUGUUGAAGGACCUGGUGGUUCAGUAAAUAUUGAAGUUGAUUAUCUUAAUGAACGUAAGCGAUUGACACCUGAACAAAUAACUGCAAUUAUGUUUACAAAAUUAAAACAAAUAGCUGAUACUGAAUUAAAGACAAAAGCUGUUGAUUGUGUUAUUGGCGUACCUUGUUUUUUUACGGAUACGGAAAGACGAGCAAUGCUUGAUGCUGCACAAAUAGCUGGUUGGAAUUGUCUUCGAUUACUUAAUGAAACAACAGCUGUUGCACUUUGUUAUGGUAUCUAUAAAGCAGAUCUACCUGAACAAAAUGAAAAGCCUCGUCUUGUUGCAUUUGUUGAUGUCGGUUAUACAUCAUUACAAGCAUCUGUUGUUGCAUUUAAUAAAGGCAAAUUGAAAAUGGUUGCAACAGCUUGUGAUCCAUCAUUAGGUGGUCGAGAUUUUGAUCGUUUAAUUACAGAUGCAAUGCGUGAUGAUUAUCAAAAACGUUAUAAAGUUGAUGCAUAUAGUACAGGUAAAGCUAAAUUACGAUUAAGAGCUGAAUGUGAAAAAGCAAAAAAAUUAAUGGCAAGUAAUGUUCAACCAAUUCCAAUUGGACUUGAAUGUUUUAUUAAUGAAAUUGAUGUUAAUGGAAAAAUGUCACGAGCUGAUUUCGAAGAAUUAGCUAAACCAAUACUUGAUCGUAUACGAAUUACACUUGAAAAUCUUCUUAAAGAAGCUAAAGUAACACCUGAAGAACUUGAAUCUGUUGAAAUUGUUGGUGGUUCAACUCGUAUACCAGCUGUUAAACAACUUGUUCAAGAUGUUUUUCAUAAAGCACCUAUGACAACAAUGAAUGCUGAUGAAAGUGUUGCACGUGGUUGUACUUUAAUGUGUGCUAUAUUAAGUCCAACAUUUAAAGUAAAAGAAUUUAAAAUUGAGGAUUGUCAACCAUAUCCAAUAACAUUAUCAUGGCAAGGUGGUGUUAAUGAAGAUAAUGAAGUUGAAGUAUUUAGUCGUUGGAAUCCAAUACCAUCAACAAAAAUGCUUUCAUUUUAUAAACGAGAACCAUUAACAGUUGAAGCUCGUUAUUCAUAUCCGAAUGAUAUACCAUUUUCAGAAUCACGUAUUGGUCAAUAUACAAUUGAACAAAUUCAACCACAACCCGAUGGUACACCAUCGAAAAUUAAAGUUAAAGUUCGUCUUAAUCGUAAUGGAAUAUUUGAUGUUACACAAGCAUCACUUAUUGAAACAAUUGAAGAACCAAAUGCACCAACAGGUCCUGAAGAAGCUAUGGAAGCAACACCAGCUCCAGAAGGUGCACAAAAUGGUCUUGAUCAAAAUCCACCAACAACACAAGAACCAAUGGAUGAACCUGUUGAACCUGCUAAUGGUCCUACUACACCUGCUAGUGGUGAUGCUCAAACAGGAGAAAAGGAAAAAGCUGAAGAUGGUACUGAAAUAAAAUCACAAUCAGCUAAUACAACACCAGCAGUACCAAAAAAGAAAAAGAAAGAAAUUGAUUUACCAAUUACACCUCGAGUACCUGGUGCAAAUAAAAAAGAACUUGAACGAUUAAUUGAACAUGAACAUGAAAUGAUUUCACAAGAUAAAAAAGAAAAAGAACGUUCCGAUUCUAAAAAUGCUGUUGAAGAAUAUGUUUAUGAUAUGCGUGGAAAACUCGAUGGUGGUCAAUUAGAAAAAUAUGCUGAUGAUAAUAUUCGACAAAAAUUAUUAGAAAAUCUUCAAAAAGCAGAAGAUUGGUUAUAUGAUGAAGGAAUGGAUCAAGAAAAAAGUGUUUAUGUUGAACGCUUGAAAAGUUUAAAAGAUGUUGGUGAACCAAUUCGUAAUCGUUAUAAUGAAGCCGAAAAUCGUCAAAAUUAUAUGCAAGAUUUAAUGAAAUCAAUACAACGAAUUGAUGAAGCUAUACAAACUUAUUAUACGAAAUCAAGUGAUAAAUAUUCACAUAUUGAUCAAAGUGACAUUGAAAAAGCUAAUAAAAUUUUAACUGAAAAACAAUCUUGGUAUGAUCAAACAGCUAAUCAAUUUGCUGCACUUAAAAAACACGAAAAUCCAACUAUACUUUGCUCACAAAUCAAACAAAACCGAGAUACACUUGAACGAGAAUGUUGGGCCAUUUUGAAUAAACCAAAACCAAAAGUUGAACCACCUAAGGAAGAUCCUUCAAAACAACAAGCUCCACAAACAAAUAAUCAACAAGAACAACAAGCUCCAAAUCCACCCCCAUCAACAUCAUCAUCAGGAAAUCAACAAUCAACUGAACAACAACCAUCAAUGGAAGUUGAUUAA